AUGUGUCCAGCCCUUGUACACCCACAGCACCCGCCUCCUCGUCAGCUUGGUGCUGAGGCGGGGGGGCCCCCAGGGUCUAAAGACGCAUGCAACGCUGGGGGGCCCCUAAGGGGGGCCCCUGAGGCCCCCCAGGCAGCAGCAGAGGCCCCUGGGGGCCCCAUCGGGGGCCUCUGCUGGGACCAGAUGCUUUCGUUCAUAUCGCAAGUUGCUGCGGGUGAGGGUCUUUCUGCUGCAGCAGCAACAACCCCUCAGCAGCAGCAGCAGCAGCAGCAGCAGCAGCAGAAAGGCUGGGGGCACCUCUCUACGGAGGAAGCUCCUGUUUCUGCUGCUGCUGCUGCACCGAAGGGGGCCCCAAUACAACAGGAAGCCUUUGUUGCUGCGCUGCCAGCAUCUAACAGGCGCCGCCGCAAGGUUCAGCAGCAGCAGCAGCAGCAGCAGCAGGAGGUGCUGCUGCUGCAGCAGGAGGAGGAAAACCAACCCAAGAGACGGCGGGGACGACCUCCAAAAAGUGCCCAACAGCAGCAACAGCAGCAGCAGCAGCAACAACAGCAGCAGCAGCAGGAAUACGCGCUUAUUGAAGGGGCCCCUCCUUCUGGUUUGCAUGAUGAAGGGGGCCCUCCUGCUGCUUCUUUUGGGGCCCCCCCGUGGGAAUCUUGGGGUAACCCUAGCAGCAGCAGCAGCAGCAGCAACAGCAGCAGCAACAGCAGCAGCAGCAGCAGCAGGGUACAGGGGCCCCCCGGAGGCGGUAGAAAGGGCAUGGGGGCCCCCGCAACCCCGGAGGAGACCGGUGCUUUAGACGAGGAGACGCUGCAGCAAUUAGAAGACAGUCUUUGUUCUUUUCUUGAUGUAGAGAGGCCCCAAGAAGAAGCACUGGGGGCCCCGCACCCGCAGCAGCAGCAAAAGCAAGCCGCUCACAGCAGCAAAACAACAAACCAAUCAGCGACGCACGGGGCCCCUGUCCUUGCUGCUGCAGCAUCAGGAGCCGAUUUGCAGCAGCAGGGGGGCCCCUGCUGCUCUCCAUACGGCACUGGGGGCCCAGCUGCAGCACCAACUUUGCAGCAGCAGGGUUCAGAGGGGCCCCCUAACAAUGAAGUAGAUGCUGAGCAGCAACAGGGGCCCCCAAGGGGGCCCCCCGGAGGGUCCUCCCAGGUCGAGAAAGCCCUGCUGGAAGCGUGCAGCAGCAGCAGCAGCAGCAGCGCCAGCUGCUGCAGCAACGAGAAUGGCAGCAGCAACAACGGCAGCAGCAGCGGAAGGAGCAGCACGUGCAGCAGCAGAAGCGCAUGCAAGGGCUGCGAUGCCUUGCGGCAGCAGCUGCUGCUGCAGCAGCUCCAGGGGUAUGAUGCUUGGGGGGAGGAGAAUAAGAGGCUAAGUGCUACUCUUGAAACGAAGCAGCAGGCGCUGCUGCAGCAGGAGCAGCAGCUGCUGGAGCUGCAGCAGCAGAUCGAGCUGCUGCAGCAGCAGCUGCAACAGGCAGCAGCAGAAGUCCAGCACAGAGAACAUUUGCUGCAGGUGUCGCAGCAGCAGCAGCAGCGGCUCAAGAAGGAGCUGCAGCAAGCAGCAGAAGCAGAAGAAGAGCAGCAGCAACUUGUUGCUUCCACGCUGCUGCUGCUGCAGCGGGAGAGGGACGAUGUAAAGAGACUCAAGCGGCUUGCUGCUGCAGAUGCAAGGCGUAUCAAGCAACUCACAGCCAGGCAGCAGCAGCAGCAGCAGCAAGGGCCUUGUGCUGCUGCUGCUGCUACUGCAGCACCGGAGGUCAGCGCCCCGCUAUCCGAGCACUUUGGGGAUUGCAGCAGCAGCAGCAACACUGCACCAGCAGCAACAGCAGCAGCACUGCAGCAGCAGCAGCAGCUGCUGCUGCCAACGGAGAGCCUUGAUGAUGAUAUAUUUGGGGAGAGUAAUUUUAAUAAAGAGCAGCAGCUGCAGCUGCACAGCUCUGCAGACACUCCAACCGCAGCGCCUGUACUGCACAACCAGCAGCAGCAGCAGCAGCAAACGCAAGAGGAGGAGCAGCAGCAAAACAAAGGAGAUCGCCUGCAGGCGUCGCAGCAGCCGCAGCCGCAGCUGCAGCAGCAGGACCAGCAGCAGCAAGUGGAACGGCUGCAGCAGCAGCUGGAGGACGAGUUUGUAUCUGCGCUACAGCAAGAGCAGCAGCAGCAGCAGCUGUGUGAGCAGCAGCAUCAGCAGCAGCAGCAGCAGCAGCAAGAGGGACGGCUACAGAAACACCUCAAGGGCGAGCUGGUAGUCCCUAUGCAGCAGCAGCAGCAGCAGCACGAGCAACAACUGCAGCAGCAGCUGGAGGACGAGUUGCUCUCUUCCCUGCAGAAGGAGGAGAAGCAGCAGCAGCAGCAGGAACAGCAGCAGCUGCAGCAGCUGGAGGAUGAGUUGUUCUCUUCUCUGCAGAAAGAAGAGCAGCAGCCGCAACAUGAACUGCAGCAGCAGCAGCAGCAGCAGCAGCAGCAGUUGGAGGAUGAGUUGUUGUCUUCCCUGCAGAAAGAAGAGGAGCACCAGCCAUGUGAGCAGCAGCAGCAGCAGCAGCAGCAACAGCUGCAGCUGGAGGAUGAGUUGCUGUCGCCUAUGCAGAAGGAGAAGAAGCAUCAGUGUGAGCAGCAACAGCAGCAGCAGCUGCUGCAGCAGCAGCUGGAGGACGAGUUGCUGUCUCACCUGCAGAAGGAAGAGAAGCAGCAGGAGCAGGACGCUCAGCAGCAGAAGCAACAGCAGCAGAAGCAACUGCAGCAGCAGAAGCAGCAGCAGUUGGAGGACAAACUCCAGUCUCCUGUACAACAAAAGCGGCAGCAGCAAGAUGAGCAGCAGCAGCAGCAGCAGCAAGACCAGCAGCAGCAGCAGCAGCAGAAGCAAGAGCAACAGGGUCACCGGCAGCAGCAGCAGCAGCUGGAGGACGAUCUCCUGCCCUCUCUUCAGCAAGAAAAGGGGCAGCAGCAGCAGCAGGGAAAUGCGCUGCAGCAGCUGCAGCAGCAGCAAGGGGUGCAACAGCAGCAGCCUCUGAGGCAGCAGAAAGACAAGAUCCUUUCUUCACUGCAGCAGGAGCUUCAGCAGCAGGAAGAGCAGCAGCUGCUGGACAAUGGGCUGUCGUGUCUGCUGCCGCAGGAGAAACAGCAGCAGCAGCAGCAGCAACAGCGGCUAAGUGAGCAACAGCAGAAGCAGCAGCAGGAGGAAGAGCUGCCUCUGUCGCUGCAGAACGAGCAUGAGCAACCACAGCAGCAGCAGCAGCAGGAACAGGAUGAGCAGCAGCAGCUAGAAGACGAGAUGCGUCCCUCCUUGCAGCAGGCGCUGCAGCAAAGACAGAAGCAGCAACAACCUGAGCAGCAGCAGCAGCAAAAUAAGCAGCAGGAGCAGACCGAAGAGCUGCAGCAGCAGCAGCAAGCUGAAGUGCCGCAGAAGGAAGGAGAGGACAAUACAGCUUUUCAGCAGCAGCAACAGAAGCAGCAGCAGCAGCAAGAGGAAGUGUUGCAGCAGAAAGAGCUUGCUCUCGCGCCACUGCAGCAACAGCAGCAGCAACAGCAGCAGGAGCAGCAGCAACAGCAAACUCAAACAACGCUCGCACAGCAGCAGCUGGAGGACGAGCUGCUGCUGCCGCUGCAGCAAGAGCAGGUGCAAGAGGCGCAGCAACAGGAAGAGCAGCAGCGGCAGCAGCAGCUUGAGGACGAGCUGCUGCUGCCGCUGCAGCAAGAGCAGCUGCAAGGGCAGCAGCAGCAGCAGCUUCAGCAACAGCAGCUUGAGGACGAGCUGCUGUUGCCGCUGCAGCAAGAACAGCAGCAGCAGCAGCUGUCGCAGGAGCAGCUGGAGGACGAGCUGCUGCUGCCACUGCAGCAGGAGCUGCUUCAGGAGGAGCAGCAGCAGGCAGAGGAAGGUGAGCUGCUGCUGCCGCUGCAGUUGCAAGAGCAGCCGCAGCGCCAGCAGCAGCAAAAGCAGCAGCUACGUGCUUCCCAGCUACACGUGCAGCAGAAACAGCAGCAGCCGCAGCAGCAGCAGCAGCAGCAGCAGCAGCAACAGCUGCCGCUUCGCCAGCAGCUUCCUAGGAAGCAGCGGCGGCAACAUCAGCAGCAGCAGCAGCAGCCGAAUCAGCAGCAGCUGCAGACUCAGCAGCAGCAGCAGCACGAAGCUGAUGGAGCAGCACGAAUGAAAAGACGCCGGUGUUCUCCUCACACUGCAGCAAAACCAGCAGCAGCAGCAGCAGCAGGUUUUGAAUCAGCAGCAGCAACAGCAGCAGCAGCAGCAACAGCAGACGUGUUAGACAAGCUGUUUCUGCUCGUCGAUGGCAGUCUUGCUGCAGCAGCAGGAAGCAGCAGCUGCUGCACUUACGCGUGGGCCCGGGGGCAGGCAGCUCCUGAAGUGCAUGCAGUGCUGCAGCGGCUGCUGCUGCUGCAGCAAAACAUGUCUGCUGCUGCUGCUGCAUCCCCAGAUUUGCUGCUGCUGCUGUGGCAGCCCUUGCUGAAACGUGCUGCUGCUUUGCAGGCUGCCUAUACAGCGCAAUAUGCAGCAGCAACAACGGCAGCAGCAGCAACAACUCCUUUGCUGCGGCUGAGAGUGCUGCUGGCGCACAUCUUGCAGCAGCUGGCUUCAGUGCAGCAGCAAAAAGGAGUGUGCCUUCAGCUGCAGCAGCAGCAGCAGCAGCAGGAGGUGCACCGGGUCCUGUGCAUGUCUCUCGCUCUGGUGGAGGUCUGGCAGCGAGACCAGCAGCAGCAGCAGCAGCAGCAGCAGCAUCUGCAGCAGCAGAAGCACCGGUGUUGCGGCGGGGAGCUGCAGCAUCAUCGUCUACUGUCUUCUCUGCGGCUUUUGCUGCUGCAGCGGCUGCGCUUUGCUGCUGCUUCUGCUGCCAGGUAA
Messenger RNA from Eimeria acervulina, 4842 nucleotides. RefSeq lists its product as hypothetical. The transcript has a single exon. The record is from RefSeq and is a predicted model, not a curated record. The coding region runs from base 1 to 4842 and encodes 1613 amino acids. Lineage: Eukaryota; Apicomplexa; Conoidasida; Eucoccidiorida; Eimeriidae.